CUUCCUGUUGGAGUGAUGAUAUCGGGUGAUGAGUGCUUGGGUUUAAUCUUCGCUGAUUUAAACUGGACUGUUAGGAAAGUUCGAGAAGUUUUGGAUGAACUUCUAAAAGAAAUUCACAAAUCUGUCCGAUUUCAAUACAUAUUUUUGGAGCACCAUGGUUGGCCAUUGUCUCUAAGACAAGAACCUCUACUGACCUUGGUGGACAUUUUAGUUGGUCAAGAUAUUUAUAUUAAAUAUGAGGGAUUUUCUUCUCCUUCUGCAAAAAGUACAUCACCUCUUUCGUCGGUAUCCUUCUCUCAUUCUGACGAUCGUAGUUCCACAACAGGCCGGGACACAAUAGAUUCAGGCAGUGUCUCUAGUGUCAAAGGGAAAUUAAAAAUUGGAAAAAUGACUACAAAUUAUAACAAGAAACCACAAAUGUUAACCCUAAGAAGAAUGCACCGAAUAGUUUGAAGUUUUGAAUACGCCUCUGAAAAUGAUCGUAAUGAAUAAAACAUCAUUUUGAAAAGCAUAGUGUUUUGCAUAGAACUAGCUUGAGUGUUUCGUACCUUAUGAUCUGAUGUCUUCCAACGAAGUAAAUCGACAGCUUGUCAGUAUGUCUCUCCCAAAAGCUAAAACUGAAGUAACUUGCUGAUAACAGGCCUAUUACCUGACCCAUAACACAACAUUGUCGUGUCGGCGCUUAUAACGUUGAUACUUCUCUGUCUGUUAUAUCAUCCGGAGGUGGACGCCGACCACACUGUCUCAGGAGAUGUCAGCAAAACUGCAUUAGUCUUUUUGAUAACUUGCUGCCUGUAUCACCGGCAGGUAGCAACAGGUUGACCCUGAUCAUACAAGGUGUAUAAAUACAGAAUCACAUUCUAGUGGUGUUCUUUUUUACAGCAGCA
This is a messenger RNA of Limulus polyphemus (Atlantic horseshoe crab), 887 nucleotides long. RefSeq lists its product as uncharacterized. The record is from RefSeq and is a predicted model, not a curated record. The transcript has 3 exons. Lineage: Eukaryota; Metazoa; Arthropoda; Merostomata; Xiphosura; Limulidae. Bases 16 to 453 code for a protein of 145 amino acids.